AUGGUCAAUAAUUAUUCUCUUAAUAGUGAACAAGAACGUGAUGAAGUACCAAAUACAUAUGGAUUUUUUGUUUCACCUGAUGAACUUGAAAUGGAAGAAUCAGUAAAAGCAUCAGUAGCACGUCGUCGAGAACAAAAAUGGCUUGAUAUGUUUGCACGAUGGUCUUCAUUUAUUGGAGCACAGUUUGAUAAAGUUAAAGCACGUUGUCGGAAAGGUAUACCACCAUCUGUACGUGGUCAAGCUUGGUAUCAUUUAUCAGCAGCUAAAUACCGACAUGAAAAUGCAGAUAGAAACUGUCCAACAGGAAGUGUAUUUAAUUUUUAUUUAACACAAACACCUGCAUUAAAUGUUCUUGAAGAUAUAAGAAAAGAUCUUGCAAGAUCUUUUCCUGAUCAUGAAAUGUUCAGAGAUGAUGGAUGCGGACAACAAAGUUUAUUUGAUGUGCUUAAAGCAUAUGCUGUCCACGAUCCAGCAGUUGGUUAUUGCCAAGCUCAAGCACCUAUUGCUGCUAUUUUAUUAAUGCACUUACCACCUGAACAAGCAUUCUGGGUAUUUGUUCAAAUCAAUGAAGAAUAUGUGAAAGGAUAUUUUAGUGAUGGAUUAAUGGCAGUUAAAGAAGAUGCUUUAGCAACAGAAUUACUCAUACAAAAAAUUUCAUCAAAAGGCUAUCGUUUACUACAUAAACUCGAUGUUGAUCCAAUAUUAUAUACACUUGAUUGGUAUAUGACAUUAUUUUCACGAACAUAUCGUGCACCACAAUUAUUUCGUAUUUGGGAUAUGUUCUUUUGUGAAGGUGUUAAAGUAUUAUUUCGUCUAGCUCUUGUUAUUGUACGUGAAACACUUGAAACUGGUUCCCCUGAUACCGUUACAAAAGCACAUAAAUGUGAUAAUCCAAUGGAUCUUGUAGGUCUUAUCAAACAAACAGCAAAAAAUCUCCCAUUUGAUACAUUAUUAAUCAAAAUGGAUAAACUUCCAUUAUCAGAUAUUGAUCUUGCACAAGCUUGUGGAAAAGCAAGAGAACAACUGAGUUCGGGUCUGAAUACAAGCAAUUCUCGAAAAAAUCCAUCUCGUUCUCAAGCGAAUAAACAUAAAUAA
This is a messenger RNA of Adineta steineri, 1095 nucleotides long. The record is from the annotation of a GenBank genome assembly. Lineage: Eukaryota; Metazoa; Rotifera; Eurotatoria; Adinetida; Adinetidae.